Purpureocillium takamizusanense is the source of this 909-nucleotide messenger RNA. RefSeq names its product 60S acidic ribosomal protein P1 (gene ALTA12). The coding region runs from base 130 to 459 and encodes 109 amino acids. The record is from RefSeq and is a predicted model, not a curated record. Gene Ontology annotation, cellular component: cytosolic large ribosomal subunit; ribosome. Gene Ontology annotation, biological process: translational elongation; cytoplasmic translation. NCBI's taxonomy places the organism in Eukaryota, Fungi, Ascomycota, Sordariomycetes, Hypocreales, Ophiocordycipitaceae. Gene Ontology annotation, molecular function: protein kinase activator activity; ribonucleoprotein complex binding; structural constituent of ribosome. The transcript has 4 exons.
GCCGAAUUUUGGGCGCGAGCGGAAUUUUUGUGGUGUCAGCCCGCUUUUGGUGAUUAUUGCACUGCAACCACCACGACGCAUCGUGUAGACAUUCUUCCCCCGUCAACGCACGCCAAACCCGCAGUCACAAUGUCUACCCCCGAACUCGCUUCGUCCUACGCGGCCCUCAUCCUCGCCGAUGAUGGUGUCGAGAUCACUGCCGACAAGCUGCAGACCCUGAUCAAGGCUGCCGGUGUCGAGGAGUUCGAGCCCAUCUGGGCUUCCAUCUUCGCCAAGGCUCUGGAGGGCAAGGACGUCAAGGACCUGCUCGUCAACGUCGGCUCUGGUGGCGGCGCUGCUGCCCCCGCUGCUGGUGGUGCCGCCGGCGCCGGUGGUGACGCCGCUGCCCCUGCCGCUGAGGAGAAGGAGGAGGAGAAGGAGGAGUCGGACGAGGACAUGGGCUUCGGUCUCUUCGACUAAGCAACUACGCCGCGACGACUGUUUUCUUGCUUCCUUGUACUUCAACUGCAUGGCUUCGGGGUUCACGAUCGAUCGAUCAUACAGGAUGGAGACGGCAUGAUAUAUCCUGCGGGCCUGGACAGAGUAGCUUCGUCAAUAUGAUGAAUGCACUCAAACGACGGAGUUUUCACCCGGGGUGGAGAAUUGGUCAGUUACAGGGCUCUGGAAAACAAAAAAGAGGACUGUUACCAUGCAAACCUCGCGGUCCGCCACCUGGUCUAAGUGAUUGUGUGCAACAGUGGAUACGGACGUUUCCGGCGCCUUGGGGGGAGCUCCCCACGUAUACUUCGAAAAUUGAAGGGACAUGCGCCACCCUGCUGCAGCCGAGGAUGCUCGAUCAAUGCCGGUCUCUCCCAUGGAAUGAGACGGGUCUCCGGCAUCAUACCUGGAAGGACUUUUUGCACACUUGAG